GAUACCUCUGUGGCUCAUCCGGCGAGACAAGGCGACGGCCGACCCUGUACCUGCAAAACCGCAUUCUACCUCCUAUUUACCUCUUAAUUCUUCUCCAAAAGCUGCACAAGAUACUGAACGAUGGCGCCAGCGACCGAGACGGCCCCGGCAGCGACCCCUGAAGCCGCGGCGACCUCUAAUGUGGGCAUCAACGCCGUCUUGCUCGGACCGCCUGGAUCCGGGAAAGGAACUCAGGGUCCCCGUUUGAAAGAGAGAUAUUGCGUUUGCCACCUUGCAACUGGUGACUUGCUUCGCGCAGAGGUAUCCUCCGGAUCAGAGAUAGGCAAGAAGAUCAAGGAGGUCAUUGAUGCAGGGAAGCUGGUGAGUGAUGAUCUGGUGGUGGGGAUGAUAGCGCAAAAUCUCAACAAACCGGAAUGUACGAAUGGCUUCAUCCUUGAUGGAUUUCCUCGCACUGUUGGUCAGGCAGAGAAGCUUGAUGACAUGUUGGAGCAGAGGAAGCAGAAGCUGGAUUCUGUCAUUGAGUUCUCUAUAGAUGAUAGCCUGCUGGUGCGCCGUAUCACAGGCCGUCUCUUUCACAAGCCCUCUGGCCGCUCAUACCACGAAGAGUUCUACCCCCCAAAGGUCCCAAUGACUGAUGAUAUCACUGGUGAGCCACUGAUCCGGAGGUCGGACGACAACCCAGAAACACUGAUUAAGCGACUGGAAGCCUACCACAAGCAGACUUCCCCCCUUGUUGAUUAUUAUGCCAGAAAGGGCAUCCAUACAGCGAUAGAUGCUUCUCGACCAGCCAACGAGGUUUUCAGGACUAUUACCACUAUCUUUGAAAAUGCUAAGAGUAAGGACAUAGUGAUGUUUCUAUAAGGACCAGGUACUCCAUGUCAGCUAAACUUAUUUGCACGUUGGUCUGUUCAUAACCUUAGGCUAAGACUUGGCAAUUAAUGAAAUGUGUGAAAGGCUUUGGUUCAAAAGUAAUACAUGAUGAUAUUUUCAUCCCAUUUUUCUUUCUCUUUUUUUUUUCCUAUUAAUAUUUAACCCAUGUGUAGCUUGAUAAUUGGAUGAUGAGGUAAAAUAUGCAUAUUUACUUUCACAAAAUUAACCUUAAGUUAGCUGUGUCAGAGGUGAUCAUCAGGGGUAAGAUAAUUGUAAACCUUUUUAUAUUCUUUUCAUCCAUCUUUAUUUUUGGUUUCAAAUGAGCCUGUAGAUGUACACAUUUUGCAACACUGUAGUGAGAAUCGUGUUAGUUAAAAUGCUUUCUUUUCCCCAUUUUUAUGUUUAUUUCCUGUUUUUAGUGUUUGGCCUUGUAAACUUUAAUUGCCAACCUUUGUCUCUUUGUUUUGCAUUACCUUAUGUCUCUAGGAAAGCAUUCAAACACCUAAAGAAGUUCAUCCAAAGGGAUUAACCGCAAUUAUUGACAUUUUCAAAGAUCUAUAAAAUUUUUGCAGGGGUGGAAUUAGUAAAUAAUCCACUCUUAAGAUCUUCUAAAAGAAUGGUUAGAUAUUUUCUUUGGAAAUUAUAUGAUACUUUAAAGGGGAGAGGAAGGGGUCUGUCAAAGAGAUUGUUUUAUAUGCUUCUGAAAAUAGUAAUUACAGAUGACCUCUUCUAUGGG
Molecule: messenger RNA, 1606 nt
Organism: Penaeus indicus
Lineage: Eukaryota; Metazoa; Arthropoda; Malacostraca; Decapoda; Penaeidae
Gene: Ak2
Product: adenylate kinase-like
Exons: 6
Coding region: 121-861 (246 amino acids)
Biological process (GO): ADP biosynthetic process
Cellular component (GO): mitochondrion; cytoplasm
Molecular function (GO): ATP binding; AMP kinase activity
Source: RefSeq, a predicted model, not a curated record